AAGAAUUGGCUCAGCUCCCUUCCUCCUCCAAAACGAGCGUAUGCAUUCGAUCUCACGCCCCCUUCGCAACAAAAGUCUGGCUGUUGCACUUACAGUUUACUACGAAAGAGCCUGCUUCCUGAAGAUUUAAUAAUGAUUUUGUAUUACUUAUUUGAGAGUCUAGAUUUCAAAGCUUGCUUGUUUGUCGUUUGUUUAGUCCUGUUGCUUAUAAGUAUAAGCAAAACUAAGAAUCCAACGAAUCUUCCACCAGGACCCUGGGCGCUACCCUUCCUGGGAAACGUCUUCACUGAUGUUAACUACAAAUCCGUGGACCAGCUGAUUGCGAAGUACGGAAACAUCUUUAGCUUGAGAUAUAGAAGUGACAAGAUUGUUUAUGUGUCUGGAUAUAAAAUGGUGAAGGAGGUUUUGAUCACUCAGGGUGAAAACUUCAUCAGCCGUCCCAUUUCUCCUCUAUUUGAUUCGCUUUAUAAAGGCCAAGGAAUAUCCUUUAACAAUGGCUACUCGUGGAGGAAGCAACAGCAGUUUGCUAUGAGUCAUCUAAAAAACUUUGGAGAAGGGAAAAAAACUCUGGAAGAACAUUUGCAGCGAGAAUGCUACUUCCUGAGUGCAGCCUUUAAAGAAGAGCAAGGUUACCCGUUCGACCCUCUGGUCAAAAUCAACAAUGCAGUUGCCAAUGUUAUCGGUACCCUUGUGUUUGGUCAUCGCUAUGAGUACGAUGAUGUUGAUUUCCAGAAAUGUCUACGUAAGAGCGCAGAGUCUGUGUUUCUGACAGGAUCUGUUUGCUACCAGCUUUAUGAAGCCUUUCCCAGUAUAAUGAAGUGGUUACCAGGAUCUCAUCAAACAAUCAUCUCAAACUAUAAAGAUUUAGCACUGUUCCUGAAAGAAAAGGUCGAGCAGCACAAAUCAGAGUGGGUCAAUGAUAAUCCUAAAGAUUAUAUUGACGCGUACCUUUCCGAAAUAGAGAAGAGAAAGAAUGAUAUUGACGCGGGGUUUACAAUGAGUAGUCUGGUGUGGUGCAUGGUCGACCUGUUUGAAGGCGGAACAGAAACAACAACCAACAUUCUCCGAUGGGUUUUGCUUUACCUCAUUAAGUACUCCGAUGUUCAAGAGAAGCUUCAUGCAGAGAUAGAGCAGGUGAUUGGCUCCCGUUUACCGACUGCGGCAGAUAAAGCAAACAUGCCUUAUACCAACGCUGUCAUCCAUGAGGUCUUAAGGAAAGCAAACCUUGUGCCGCUUAAUAUGUCUCGAGUUGCAAGACAGGACACAACUUUGGGUGGCUACUUUAUACCAAAGGGGACUGUAAUGAUCACUAAUCUGACAUCAGUGCUGUUUGAUAAACAUGAAUGGGAAUCACCAGACACCUUCAACCCUGGACACUUUCUAGACUCUGAGGGCCAGUUCCGCAGGAGGAAUGCUUUUUUUGCCUUCUCAGCAGGCAAAAGGCAGUGUCCUGGUGAGUACCUAGCUCACAUCGAGCUCUUCAUCAUAUUGACCAUCCUCCUGCAGACCUUCAAGUUCAGUCCUCCACCUGGUGAAGAGGCCAGUCUGGAGAGUGUGGUGGGCUUCACACAAGCACCACUUCCAUACAAAUUCUGUGCUCACCUGAGAUGAAUGACAUGGACUCCAGGCCCACAGGACAUGAACAUUUCAAUAUACAUUGUCUAACAAUUUGAACAGGUUGGGCAUUAUACAUAUACAUGUAAUAUCAUGUUUCUUGUAUAAGAUAUACACUUAAGAUAUAUACACUUGCUAAACAGGUUUUUUUAAACCUUUGUCUCUAACCCCUGCGCCCAAUUUCCAUCGUCUGGUUUACAGUGUAUCAUGAGGUAGAAUACUCACAAUACAUAACACACAGUAUUGUAUGUGUAUGUGACAAAUAAAAGACUUUGGCUUUU
Triplophysa dalaica is the source of this 1895-nucleotide messenger RNA. Its product is annotated as cytochrome P450 2J2. The record is from RefSeq and is a predicted model, not a curated record. The transcript is spliced from 9 exons. NCBI's taxonomy places the organism in Eukaryota, Metazoa, Chordata, Actinopteri, Cypriniformes, Nemacheilidae. Gene Ontology annotation, biological process: xenobiotic metabolic process. Gene Ontology annotation, molecular function: heme binding; iron ion binding; oxidoreductase activity, acting on paired donors, with incorporation or reduction of molecular oxygen, reduced flavin or flavoprotein as one donor, and incorporation of one atom of oxygen. The coding region runs from base 133 to 1611 and encodes 492 amino acids. Gene Ontology annotation, cellular component: cytoplasm; intracellular membrane-bounded organelle.